Molecule: messenger RNA, 3130 nt
Organism: Archocentrus centrarchus (flier cichlid)
Lineage: Eukaryota; Metazoa; Chordata; Actinopteri; Cichliformes; Cichlidae
Gene: cmc4
Product: C-x(9)-C motif containing 4 homolog (S. cerevisiae)
Exons: 3
Coding region: 117-311 (64 amino acids)
Cellular component (GO): mitochondrial intermembrane space
Source: RefSeq, a predicted model, not a curated record
CAUGAUCGAAACACUCGCCAGUUAAUGCUGGAGGACGUAGCAUUAGCAGCUAAGGUUAGUUAGCUUUUUAAGACUAAUUAUUAGGUCCUUGCCAACUACUUUCUAGCCAUAAAGAAAUGCCACAGAAAGACCCAUGCCAAAAGCAAGCAUGUGCAAUUCAGAAGUGUUUACAAGCUCACAAGUACGUGGAGAGCCUGUGCGAGAAGGAGAUCAGGGAAAUGCGGCGGUGCUGUGAGACGCACGCUGGACAUUCCAUCUGCUGCUCCGGGUUCAAAGACUCAAAGCCCGCAGAGAGCAAAUGUAGCACCUAGCUCCCAGUGGGAUCUAUUCCUGGAAGUGAUGAUACACAGGAUCAUUGUAUCAGUCUAAUAUAACAGUGCAGUGUAACUGAGUUGUUGCAUAAUUAUUUAUUUAUGUGAUAUUUAUGUGAUACCAUCUAUUGGUUAUAUUUCAGUGCGUCCUUUUCACAGCAGAGGCGGCUAAAUGGCACAAAGCUGAACAAAACAAGCUGGCAAGUGCAUUUAAAUAUAUCAUGCCGUUCUGUCCACGCCCAGUGUAUGUCUCAUACAAAGUAUGAGACUACGUACGCCACCGUUGAUCCUAAUUAGUAAUGACUAAGAACAUUCCUUGAACUAUGAUGUUCUCUUAGAAUAACACUACCAGAAAAUGAAGACUAACUUGUUAUUCACAAAACAUCUCAGCUCCCUAAAGUGGAAAAGAGUACUAAUGGUUGAAGUCAUUAAAAUUUAAAGCGAGUCAUUCUUAAUAGAGGCAGGUAAAGGUGGAGCUGUGAACAGGCAGAUUGGUUGUUUUCAGUUUAGUUAUUCAUCACAGAGUAGUCAUGAUCACACCAUGUCCUGAUUAUAUUUUAUUAUUAGAUUUGUCUAUUCUCCCCAAACCUAUGAUCACAUUUUUUCCUGUUUUGUUUUUAUACUUCUACACCCAACUGGGUCAGCCACACCUCCUCAGUGAGGUAAAACUUUUAGUCCCUUCCUUGUUUUGAGCUGUUCCAACAGUUGUCUUCAGUGUUGGUGUUAUGGACGGGCCCUGGGGAUCCAGGCCCAUCCAAAAAAGGUCUCCGUGCCCCCUGAGCUGAAUUCUGUUGACAUACUUUUGGAGGCAGAUGGUCCACUGUGGCAACUUCUAAAGGGAGCAGCAGAAAGAAGAAUUUUAGAAUUAUAUGUAAAAAUUAAGUCCUAAUUGCUGUUUAGUUAUUACAGUAACAACAAAGGUUAUGUUAAUUAUUCGUGCAUCUGUAGGGAUCUUACCUAUGUGACUGAGGAGUAUGACUCUUUGGAAGUAAAAGGAGCUCAUUCUUUGGUUUGUGCAGCUUGUUUUAGGUGGUGUGAAUAUUCUGCGCUCACUGUCACUUGUCCUAGUGUGUUGUGCUGAGUUCAGUAAUACACUUCUGCACCUACAGGAAAUGUCUCUCCUGUUUUUGACACUGUGCUAUCAAAAUGGAUAUUUUUGCACUUUUAUAACUGUGAAAAUUCAUUAUAUUGCCAAAAGUAUUUGCUCGCCUGCCCAUUCUUAAUCCAUAGGAUUUAAUAUGAUUUUGGCCCACCGUUUUCAGCUGCAACAGCGUCAACUCUUCUGGGAAAGCUUUCCACAAGGUUUAAGAGUGUGUUUAUGGAAAAUUUUGACCAUUCUUCUAGAAGUACAUUUAUGAGGUCAGACAUGAUCUUGGAUGAGAAGGCCUGGCUCGCAGUCUCCACUGUAAUUCAUCCCAAAUUCAAGUCCAGUCGUGAAAUUUCCUCACUACUAAAUAUCCCAAUCAACAGUCAGCGAUAUAACAAGAUGAAUGGGAUUGUGUCCCCCCACACCAACAAUCCUGGGAGGAAGAUAGGCGGGCAACUUGGCGACAGGCUGGGACUCCAGCUUCACCACUAAGCCACCAGGUCCGCCUAUAGGUUUCAUUUUAAAUGAAAUACCAAAGUGAGUCAAGCCUUGUCAAAGUUGGUUGUCUGUCCAGUUUAUAUUCUCUGAUGUGACUAAUUUUCCUGUAAGCAGUUGCUCAAGAUCGGUUUACAGUUUUUUCUCAAUAGCAAGACGCGUUUCUUGAAACCUUGCGCCCUUUUCUCAAAGCCCUAAACACCAAAUAAGUUCAUACAAUUUCUGGCAAACCUUACUGAUGCAUCAAAACUGUUUACUAAUUUCUCAAAAUCACACAUUGUUGUCAGAUCACACAGACAACCAGUCAGAAUAAUAACACCACACAGUGUUCAUCACGCAAUCCAUCAAAGAAAUCUUUUUUAACAGAUUUCAGUGUAGCUCAAAUCUUUCCAGCCUCGUGUGGCUGUCUUGCAUUUGAAAGACAGCCACUUCUCUUUACUAAAUCAUACGCUGAAACAUCAGUAUUUAAGGUCGUGGUGGCAACAGAGGAUCUGCUGAGACUGAGGUGUUCGUUUUCCUCCAGUCAGAUGUUUUAUAUGUACUGUACUGUGUACCUCAAAAGACCAGUUUCACUUUGUUCUCAUCUAAUGUAAUGAUAAAAACAAAAAAAAACAAAACAAGUAAAGAUGUUGUGUGAGAAAAUGUGAAAGACUUUAAUGACUACAUCAGUGCAAGAAAAGUAAGUCACAUAUUACACAUUUCUGCUGUUUUUCUCAUGGAUUGUCAAUUCAUGUACAAAAGCGUGAUUAACAAGGUAAAACAGAUGCUUGAAUCUCUUCUGAAAUGACUGUUCCUCAUCUUGUUCCUCCUCCUCUGCCUGUCACAUUGUUUCCAUCAAAUGUUGGCAUCAACCUUCAAGUCAUCUUAGCAGGCUGCACUGGCUGUAUAUCAUCAGAAGUGUGAUCGACAGCUUUGGGUUGUUUAGGAACCGGCAUCUGUGCUGUAAUUGUGUUUAACGUCUGCUUCCUCUUAGUCAUUUAUGCAUCGCAAGCAAAUCACUGUACAGAGAUGAGUUUCAGUGAGUAAGAAUGUGUUUAUAUUUUUGCAAAAACAAAAAAGGUUAAAUGAGAUCUGCAAGUUGUGUAUAAACCAUUUAGGUUUUGCCAAAAGAUGGAGUGUUUUGGCAGUUGAGGAAAAACUUAGAUGAGAUACGGCGGGGAAAGUCAAUUUGAGCUAAAAUUGACUUUCCCUGCCAUAUCUCAUCUAAGCUGUAAGAUCAGCAAAUCCUGACUAAAUG